UGACGUCAUAAGUGUGCGCCGUCGCGUGUUUGGAUCGUGAAGGACGUCGAUGAAGCUCGAAAUGAAAUAAGUGAAAUAAUCAGGACUUCCUCAUCAUGGCCAUGUUUUCUUUAACUCGAGCCCUGCGCUCCCUGACCCUCUCCCAGCGUCCUCUGCUCUCCUUGCAGGUGGCCUCUCAGCUGACGUCUCAGAGGUCCGGUACGGUCAGCCUGUGCAGAGGCUUCCUCACCUCAGGCUCUCUGCAGCUGAAGAUGCAGAACUUGAAGGAGUGGAAGGAGGGGAGGAAGUACACCAUCAGACCUAUCGGGAUAAAGAAGACCGGAGGCAGAGAUGAGACAGGGAGGAUCAAAACGCACGGGAUUGGCGGUGGCCACAAACGAAGGUACCGAUGGGUGGACUUCAACCGACUGCGAUACGAACCCGGCAAAGAGGGCAAGCCUUUCGAGGAGAGGGUGAUGGAGGUGCGGUACGACCCGUGCAGGUCUGCUGACAUCGCUCUGGUCGCGGGCGGGAACCGCAAACGGUGGCUCAUCGCGACGGACAAGAUGCAGGCUGGAGACAUCAUCAAAACGUCGGGCGUCAUCGGACGCAUGGCAGUGGCGGCCAACGAUGGCGACGCCUACCCGCUGGGAGCACUUCCUGUGGGAACGCUGGUGAACAACRUGGAGGUCCUUCCAGGCAGGGGCUCAGAGUACAUACGGGCUGCAGGCACGAGUGGUGUUUUGCUCCGCAAAGUAAACGGAACAGCGAUCGUUCAGCUUCCUUCAAAGAGGCAAGUUCAGGUUCUGGAGACCUGCAUGGUGACGGUGGGCCGCGUCUCCAACGUGGACCACAACAAGCGGAUCAUCGGCAAAGCCGGACGCAACCGCUGGUUGGGGAAACGCCCCUCCAGCGGCAAAUGGCACAGGAAGGGCGGCUGGGCGGGGAGGAAGAUCAGACCUCUGCCUCCGAUGAAGAGCUUCGUCAACCUGCCGUCCGGGGCCAAGUGACCCCGCCUCGUCAAAAAAAACAACACGAGCUGUUUUUGUACAGAAGAUUAAAAACUUUUAUUAAAGACAACUGCUUGUGA
Molecule: messenger RNA, 1069 nt
Organism: Austrofundulus limnaeus
Lineage: Eukaryota; Metazoa; Chordata; Actinopteri; Cyprinodontiformes; Rivulidae
Gene: mrpl2
Product: mitochondrial ribosomal protein L2
Exons: 8
Coding region: 96-989 (297 amino acids)
Biological process (GO): mitochondrial translation
Cellular component (GO): ribosome; mitochondrial large ribosomal subunit
Molecular function (GO): structural constituent of ribosome; RNA binding
Source: RefSeq, a predicted model, not a curated record